Messenger RNA from Scomber scombrus (Atlantic mackerel), 3046 nucleotides. It is a transcript of the gene clic5b, whose product is annotated as chloride intracellular channel 5b. Lineage: Eukaryota; Metazoa; Chordata; Actinopteri; Scombriformes; Scombridae. The record is from RefSeq and is a predicted model, not a curated record. The transcript has 6 exons. The coding region runs from base 116 to 1519 and encodes 467 amino acids.
UGCUCAAGCGUUUAGUCAUCAGAGGCAGGCGGACAGUGUGCGACCACUUCAACAGCAUUCCUCCUCCACGUUAAACCCCAAGUCUGCAAAAAAAACAAAAAAAACACCAGCAAACAUGGACAACAUGCAUGAAACAGUAGAUGAGGGAGCUGUGCAUGAAGAGCGCCGCGAUGGAGCUGAGAGCCCCGAUCGAGAGCCCACAUGUGAGAGCUCAGGUGAGCAGCUGUGCAGCGAAGUGCAGGUCCACGCCUCUGCGGAGGCUGCGCAAGGCUCGCCGGACUACAUGGACACAAGAGACGAGGACAAACACAGCUGCUCGUCCUCUUCCUCUAGCGAUGACGAUGAGGCCAAACCCGAGAAAGUGGCAGAGGAAAGCGAAGAGGUGAAGGCCGAAGAGGUGAAGACCGAAGAGGUGAAGUCCGAAGAGGUGAAGACCGAAGAGGUGAAGACCGAAGAGGUGAAGACCGAAGAGGUGAAGGCCGAAGAGGUGAAGACCGAAGAGCUACAGAGGGAGCCAGAGCCUGUAGUGGAGGUACAGGUAGAGGAGGUGAAUGGUGAGGUGCACUCCGGAUCCAGGCGCUCUUCUGCCUCCUCGGCGUCUUCUGCGUCCCCAGGAGACCCGUGCGACGACCCACCGAUCCAGCCGAAAACCCUGGAGGAGGAUAACGCAGAUGAUGGGAUGCUGAUGGCGUACACCCACACCAGUACUGACUCCAGCCCAGAGGAGUCUGUUGAAUACAGCCUCGACACUCUGGAGAAUGUCAGCCUGGAUGAGAGCAGCGCUGCACCAGCAGACCCGAACCAGCCUGGAAUCUCCCUGUUUGUCAAGGCAGGCAAUGACGGAGAAAGUAUCGGCAACUGUCCCUUCUCUCAGCGCCUCUUCAUGAUCCUCUGGCUUAAAGGAGUGGUGUUCAACGUCACCACCGUUGACCUCAAGAGGAAGCCAGCGGAUCUGCACAACCUGGCCCCGGGGACGCACCCUCCUUUCCUGACCUUCGACGGCGAGGUCAAGACCGAUAUCAACAAAAUCGAGGAGUUUCUUGAGGAAACUCUCUCUCCUCCGAAGUAUCCCAAACUGGCGGCCAAGCAGAGAGAGUCGAACACAGCUGGAAAUGACAUCUUCGCCAAGUUCUCAGCCUACAUUAAGAACACCAAACCAGAGGCCAACGCUGUGCUAGAGAAAGGUUUGAGCAGGGCCUUGAAGAAGCUGGAUGACUACCUGAACAGCGCCUUGCCUGAUGAGAUUGAUGCAGACAGUAUGGAGGAGGAGAAGGGCUCAAACCGAAGCUUCCUGGAUGGGAACGAGUUCACUCUUGCAGACUGCAACCUGCUGCCUAAACUGCACAUAGUCAAGGUUGUUGCUAAGAGGUACCGUAACUACGACAUCCCCUCAGAAAUGACGGGGGUGUGGCGGUACCUGAACAACGCCUACACACGUGACGAGUUCACUAACACCUGUGCCGCCGACUCUGAGAUCGAGACCGCCUACAAAGACGUGGCGAGGAGACUGGCCAAGUAACUCGGUUGCUGACCCAAGCUGAAACAAAAAAAAAUUAGCAACACACUGCACAAAAACAUCACUUUCAAACAUGCAUGUGACUGUCCUCUUGAGUUUUCAUCAGUGGCAUUUUCAGGAGCCUGCGAUUUUUCACUGUCACAAUAAAAAGGUCAGAUGUUGGAGUCCCUUCGGCGCAGAUGUCUGCGUUGAAGGAUGGCUCAUGUUGCUUUGCAACUCCAGAUGUGAUGGAUUUCAGAGAUUCAGUACAUAGUGUAUAUGGUUUUGCAAUCACAGAAACAGACAUGGCAAAAGAGAAGUGGAGCGGAAGAUAAAUCAAGCACAUUUAACUUUAUUCACAAGUUCCAAACCAGAUUUAAAUUCUGCUGCUGUGACAUAACACUUUUCAACUCAAACAUGAUUGUGUCUGUCUGUAUUUAUUUCUCAUAACACAAAGCUCCCUUUCAUACGUACUCCACCGGUCCACACGGCCAAACAUUUUACUAGCUGCUGAUGUCAGGGUCGUUCACUUUAUUUAUUCCUAAGCCCACAGAAGUCUAGUCUGACUCCAGUGUUUAUUAUUGAGCUCUGGCUCCCGGGAGACACCUUGAUUCAUCUACGAUUGAUGACUGAUGCUAAUUGUUUGCUGAAUAUGACUGUUGCAAUCUGCAGAUUCAUUUUGAUUGUCAUUCAAUUGGUGUUGCUGUAGUAGUUUUGUUUCCUUGAGCUUAACAUUUCUUUAAAAAAUAAAUCACUCCUGCUUAUGUAAGAUUGAUUUUAAGAGAAAGCCUUAGAGGAUUAAUUUAAGAAAUACUUUGAUAUGCUCAAUGACGUUAGUACAGAGAGAACAAAAAUUAGCUGACGAGGGCAUCUGUAGCUCAAAAUGAAGCUUGCUUCUGAGUUGUUUGCAUGCAUGAAUCUCUUUCUGUGUUGAUAUGUGUUGCUGAUAUAGAGCUUCUUUUUAAGAUAUGAAAUACCAGCUGCCUCAACUAUGUGCCUUUAUUUGGAAGUAUCAAAAAUCUAUGCCAAUGUCACUGAUGGACUCAUUAUGAAAAAUGUAUCGCAGCCAGAGCUGAGACAUUAGUUUUGCCUUGAGCUAUUAGUGUUCAGUCUAGGUAUUGAUUUUGUCUUAAGUUACACAUGAUAUUAUGGAUGGAGAGAGUAUUUAUUUAGCAGCCCAAUCAGGCCUGAUUAGGUAGAGCCAUUAGUGCUGCGAUGAAAAGCGUCUUCCAGGCCAGGUCCACAAUGGUCAGGAGCCCUGCCCUCCAGCCCUUCAUCAAAGAGACAUUUCCUCCGCUCUGAGGAGUCGAUCAACAUCCAGAGCCUAAAAGUUCAAGUUCAAAAGUUUCAUUGUCCACGCAGAGGAGGAUGGAAAUUUGUCUUGGGGCUUAUCGUCUUUGGCUUGAUGUCAGGCUGCAACUAUAGCGAGACUUCCUUGAAGAACCAUAAGGCUCUUGUGUGGUUUGGACAAACAUAUGAUAUGAAAUUGGAGCAUGAUGACUGAGAGGCUUGCUCAUUGCGAAGCUCUACAAAUAAAAUAAUAUUUUCACA